ACUCGGUGCCAAUCUGGUGUGUUAAACUAUUUGCAUUCUGAAGCAAGGAGUGGAAAUCAGAAUUACCAUUGGUUUGCUGAGACUGUUGGAUUAUGUUUUAGUUUCCAAAGCCAAAUUGGAACGACAAGUGUCAUCAUUCUCAAAGGACGUCAGUACCAAUAAUGAAGUUAAAAAUAACCUUGUGUUUACCCGAUGCCUAUCAGAUUAUCGGUAUUCCUAUUAAUAUUAAACUAAUUAUUAAUUUUGAGCAGAAUUAAUUGUUUAAAUAUACCCCAAGAUGAUAGUUGGGGUUGCUGACUACCUGUGACGUCCAUUCCUGUUGCUCCCUCUGUGACAAAUCGUUUGCUUUCUUUAUUUAUUUAUUUACUUACUUACUUAUUGAAAUACAGCGUGGAAAAGGCCCUUCCGGCCCCUCAAACCACGCGGCCUAGCGAUCCCCCAGUCCAGUCCUAGCGUAAUCACGGGAAAAUUUACAAUGACCAGUUAACCUACCAACCAGUACAUCUCUGGACUGUGGGAAGAAACCGGAGCGCCCGGAGGAAACCUACGAUGUCAUGAACACAGUGUCUUACUUCCUUGUGAUUAACUUAUGAGAACUUGUGGCUCUCAGGUUGACUACCUGAAUCAUGUUUCUCCAGAGAAUUUGGUGGCUUGUGGUAACAUCUCUCUCCAUACAAAUCGGUGAAUGUUUAAAAAUUGUAGAUAAUCCCUUGGAAGGAUCUGCCUACAUUGUUCCUGAGUCACCAGUAAUAGAAAAUGGAUCCCAAAUACAGGCAUCCUGCAUUCUUAGUAAAAGUUUUGUGAAAGAACAUAGAGUGGAUGCCAAUCAAGUAUUCUGGAAAUUAAAGGAAAAUAGAAUACCAAGUGACCACUACACCAUAGUCAAUAACACGGUAUCCAAUGUAACACUGACUAUUUCUACUGUUGGAGUUGCACUUCUGACCUGCAAUGUACAGUACAAUGAGGAUCAUGUGGGAACUGUCUUUGGAAUACAAGUUACGACAGGAUUGCUUCCAGAAAAGCCAAAAAACUUGACAUGCAUAACAUAUUAUGACCGCAAUAUGACCUGCUCCUGGGAUCCAGGAAAAGAGACGUACCUGCAAACCAGCUACUAUUUAAAAUUGUCAAUUAAACCUGGACCUCCAAAGCAUUAUGUGUUGAAAGAUGGUGUGAACAACUCCUAUGCAAUUGAAUACCCAUACAUUUAUUAUUUUGUUUUAAAUAAUAUAUCAGUUGAGGCAAAAAAUUCCUUGGGCACUGUAAUAUCCGAUCCAAUAUAUCUGGAUCCAGUUGAUGUUAUAAAACCGGAUCCUCCAAAGAUAAAGUUGAUAAAACAAGUACCAGGAAUGAGCAGAGUUUUGACUGUUCAUUGGGAAAAUCCAAUUUUGCCAGUUACCUAUGGACUGAAAUACAAUCUCAGAUACAGAAUUAUGUAUACGCAUGAGUGGAUACAGGUUCCAUCAGAGGAUACCAACCUUAAACGAAAUUCUUUCUUAGUUCAAGGUUUGAUACCUUUUACUGCUUACAGCUUCUCAAUUCGCUGCAAGAAUUUUGGUAAUUCUGGCUACUGGAGCAACUGGAGUUCAGAAAAAAUUAAGAAAACACCUGAAACCAAUCCAUCACGAGGUCCACCCAUUUGGAGAACAAUUAAAAGCCUAACAUUUCCAAAUCGAAGAAUAGAUAUCAUUUGGAAGGAACUUGAUAAGUCGGAUGCUAAUGGAAUUAUUUUGGGAUACCAAUUGAAAAUUAUGCAAAAGGAUUCUUUGAAAGUCCAAAUUGUUAACACUAAGGAUCUUGAGUACAGUACUACCCUUUCACAAAGUGGAUAUGAAAUUUCAUUAAUUGCAAACAAUUCAGCUGGUGCCUCUCCAAUGUCAAUUUUAAUAGUGCCAGACACACGGGAGCCAGUGCGCCCACCUGUAAGUAAAUUCAGUGCUUAUCGUCAAGAUGGCCGUUUAAUGGUGGAAUGGGAGGCACCCAAAUAUUCAGUUAGUGGUUACAUAAUAGAAUGGUGUGAAGACUUUGGCAAAGAUUUGUGUCAUAAGCCCACAUACUGGCAGCAUGAGAAGAAAACUGUGAACAAAACUUUCUUAAAAGACCAUGUCUUGCCACUCAAGCGUUAUCGAAUAACCAGUUACCCUCUGUAUAGUGGUCAUCCUGGAGCUUCGCUUUCAACAUUGGCAUACUUGCAACAGGAUCGUCCAAUAAAUGGUCCUUCUGUUCAUCUGAAACAUGUGGGAAAAAAUGAAGUUGAAAUAGUGUGGAGUGAAGUACCUGUUAAUGAACGGCGUGGCUUCAUCACAAAUUACACCAUAUUUUACAGGAGUGUAAAUUCAAAUGAAUCAAGCUUUGUUGUUGAUUCAAAGCAGCAGCAGUUUGUACUGAAAUCAUUGAAGGGCAAUACUUUGUAUGUGGUUCGUGUUAUGGCAUCAACAAUCAAAGGAGGCACAAACAGCUCUGAAGUCAAUUUUACUACUUUAAAUUUUGCAAAAGGUGAAAUUGAGGCAAUUGUAGUACCAAUCUGUCUCUGUUUUCUCUUGAUCACCAUGGGAGUGACACUACUGUGCUUCAAAAACAGGCAUCUUAUUAAAACCUGCGUUUGGCCGAAUGUUCCGGAUGCUGCAAAUAGCAGGAUUGUUGAUUGGUCAUCUAGCAAUGGAAAUCAUAUCAAGAAUAACCUAGGCCCAAGUGAUCCUGUGAAUCUGGAUGGCUUUAUUUCUGAUGUCACUAUAAUUGAAGCUGAUGCAGAUAAUAAGUACUCAUCUAAUGAGGAUGAUAUGAAGCAAUUGUCAUCCCUGAAAAAGGAAAAGAGUACAUCAGGAGAGCAUAGCAGUGGCAUUGGAGGUUCUUCAUGCAUGUCAUCCCCUCGACAAAGUGUUUCUGAUAGUGAUAGUGAGUUGGCACAGAAUACAACAAGCAGCACAGUUCAGUAUUCAACUGUACUAGUGAGUGAUACUGGUUACAAGUGCCAACAACCAUCAGGACAAGUUUUUGCAAGGUCUGAAUCAACCCAGCCUCUUCUAGAAAAUGAAGAAAAGCCUGACGAACAUUCAUAUGGCAAUUUUGGAAGCCGCAGUACAGAAGUAAAAAGACAGUAUUUUAAGCAGAAUUGUCAUGUUGAGGAGCCCAUUUUGAAAGAAGUACCUUCAAAUGAAGGUGAAAUCCUGGGUGAUAUGGAUGAAGAUAGCUCCCUCAGACUAAGUCGAAUGGAAAUUUCAGAUCAGAACUCUGAGGAAUCCUGUCCUGUUGUGGAGGAGUUUUCAAGCUGUGACAACCAAACUGUUGUCAAAUUGGACUUGUUGGGAUUUGAUGGAUGUUUAGAAACUGAUCAGCAAAGUUAUAUGCCUCAGGCUGUGAAACACAACAGUUAUAUGCCUCAGUCUAAAUAAGUCUAUACUUUAUGCUUGAGGUGCAAAAACUUUUAUUUUGGAGGUAAAGUGUCAAAAAUGUGAACUUCUGUUUAACGUCCACACUUAUCCUGAGUAAGCCUAAAUCAUUUGUAAUUUGAUUAACUAUAGAUAGAAAAUUGUAUCUAUGUCUUUGAAUAGUGUAUGUAAAAACAUGGACACCAGUUUUUGAGCUUGAAUUAUUUUCUGGUUUCCAGAAAUGACCUGGCCACUGUUUGUGCACACACUGAGCUCUUCUCUGAGCCAUGCAUAUGCUUGUGUUACAGGUCCAGCACCAAGCUACACACUUGGUUCUGCUUCCGGUCAUAUUCCUGCUAUUUCUUGCUGUCAGGGAUGUGUAGUGAUGUUGCUCCUUGUAAUUUCCUAAGAAUGGCUGGUUAAGACAGAAAUAGCUGAGUACAGCCUUGUUACAAAUGAGACCAAGCAGCAUUUCUACUCUGACCUGGUGGGACAUCCCUUGGGAGGGAGAGAGAGAAAAGGCACCUCUGGUGACAUGUAAUCGGUAAAGAGUAGGAAAGGCCAACUUCAUUUGUGUCCUUCUGAUGAAAUGAAGCAUGGAUGACAUAAACAGCGCUGUUUUGUCAGAGAUGAGUGCUAGAAGAUAAGACAGUGAUCCAAUCCUGGGUGCUGCCACUUGUUGGAAUAUAUCUCCUGAGUAAGAGACCAUUGGAUACCCAAAUCACCCACAGAAUGAAAAGAACCAAUGUUUUCCAGACUGAUAGCAACCUAGUUCCAGAACACUAGUGCCAACAGAGAUGUUGCAACAGCAGGGGGGAAAAUUUUUGAAAGUUUCAAGGACUGCAUGAACUUGUGGUAAUGCAUGGGGCAGUUCAGCCAUUUUGUCUCCAUGGUGUAUGUGCUUCAUUAUGGUAUGCAAGCUUGAUCCUAUCCAACAAAUAUGAGAGAGACAGUAUUAAGCAAUACUGUUACAUUGGUAUUGCACCUUGCCUCCAACAAGCUUUUAUUGCAUUAGAGCCUUCAGAUUGGAGACCUGUGACCAGUAGUAUGCUGCAAGAACCAGUGCUGGAUCUGUUGCUUCUCAUAAUGGUGAUUUGGAUGAGAAUGUAGUAAGGGUAACUGGUAAGUUUGCUGAUGACACCAAAAUUGGUGGUACAGUGGAAAAUACAGGCUAGCUAAGUUUUCAACAGGAUAUAAAUUAACUUGGAAACUGGGCAAGGGAAUGGCAGAUGGAAUUCAACGUGAACAAUUGCAGGCUAAUGUAUUUUGGGAAGUUAAACCAGGGGAGAAUCAAAAGUGAAUGGCAGGGCUCUGGGUAAUAUUAUUGAACGGAAAAACCUUGGGGUGUAAGCAUAUUUCUUCCCUGAAAAUGGAAACAUAGAGGCAACAGUGACCCUUGCCCCUGUUUAUGCCUCUGAGACCUUGAUUAGCAGUAAGUACCAAAAAUGUAGCCACAAUUAUUUUCCAGUCUAAAGGGCAGUUUAGUUGUGUUGUAAUUGUUUAGCGAGAAAGAUUACAAUCUUGUAUUAUCACGUUGUGAUCAACUUUUGUUAGGAUGAGAUUUUAAAUGUUACCUAUUGAAUAUUAAUGUUUAAAAUUCUAUAUUUAGAGGCUUUAUUUACUAAACUACUGCCAUAUUUGGUUCCUACACUGUAAUUCUUUGAAACAGGUACUAAAUGUAUUUGACCUGGAAGGCACAAGUAAUUAAAGAUGUCAAUAACUAUUGUAAAUAUGUACCAACAUUAUCUAUUGGCUGUACGUAAUGCUUUUAUGAACAUUGGAAUCUUUUCCAAAAAGAUAUUGAGUGUAAGUGGCAAGCAUUAAUAAAGAUUUUAACACCUUUUAAUGUAAAGGUGGCAAAAGCACUACAAACAUUUCUAUAAACUGGGUUCAGAGUAGAGAAGAAGCCAUAUUUGCACUUGUACCGCUAUUUGCCUUUUUAAAAAAAAAUAAAUAUGCAAUUUUAUAAUACAUGCUUUAUUUGGGCUGAGUUUAAAUACAAGAAUGCAAAUUGUAAAGACUAAUUUGAGUUACAAGCUUUGUGUUAAGUAAAGUGCAGUAGUCCAAAUUCUCCCAAACAGGCCAACAUUUUGAGACGCCAACCAACCAACAGUGAUGGUGAAGUCACUGUGUAUGCAUGGAGUAAGUUUAGAAAAGUUUGAAUGUAGAUUCAGCUGAUCUUAAAGGAUGCAUGCCAUUUAAUAUAAUCAGUUCUACAAUAUUUUAAUCAAGUUCUGAACAUCACAACCUAAUCAAUUGUCAUAUUAUACUAUUCACUGGUACCUGUAAACCACUCGCUCUAAGCAUGUGCUAUAAACCAAAGUUUUUCAAUUAUGAACACUGCAAAUAGUUGGUUAGUGAGAAUUUGAAAACUCAUGAAAUUGAGGAAUUAUGAAAUUUAAGUUUAUUGAGCAGCAAAUGCAGUUUUACAACCAGUAGUUCUGUCUCUUCAGUUUCAGUUGGAUUUGAACCUUACUAAUUUUGCCAGAGUCAAAAUACAGUUGUUCAAGUUUUCAUGGUGUUGCCUUUCCUUUUCAUGGGCAAACUCUGUUAUCCAUAUUUCCUGCCUUCAAAACAUUUUAAAAAUUAAAGAAUCUCUGCCUGAAAUCCUGCUGCUGCACUAUACAAUCUCUCUGGAAAAGCAAUCUCGUCAAUCCUACUGUUAGUUCCCCACAACCUGGUAGACAUUCUCCCUCAAUUAGACUUUAAAAGUAAUUGAAAUUUGUUUCUAUCACUCUUUCUGGCAGUAACUGCUAAUCCAAAAUCGCUAGUAAAUUUGUUUCUCUGUAUUAAAAGAGAAGAUGUAAUAUAAUUGAGAUUUUAAGUAUAUUUGUGUCACUGAUUAUAUGGUAACAAAUAGCCCAAACAGGACAUUUUACCACAAGUAAACAUUCAUCAGAUUCUUUAUUGCAUUUAAAGAUAUAUUGGAAUAUUGUAUUAUUAUGUAAGUAGACUCUGCUCACCUUUUCCUUUCAUUUUGGACCCAAUUCUUGUAUCUUUAAAUCAAAGCUUUAUUUCCAGUGGAUUGAAUAACUUCCUGAAAAGAUUAUACUCCAAACUAAAAAUGUGCAUAAAUGUGAUAAUAGGCUGUUAGGGGAACAAUGUAUAAAGAAUGUAUUGCUUAUUGUUUUUCAAUAAUUGUGAGAAAUAGUGGGUGGCACCGCAGCAUGGUGGUUAGUGUAACACUUCAGUUACAGUUCAAUUCUGCUACUGUCCAUAGUAAUUCUGCUACUGUUUGAAGGUUUUCCCCAUGACUGCAAAGAUUUCCUUCAGGUAUCUGGUUUCCUCCCACAGUCCAAAGACCAACAGUUAGGUUAAUUAGUGACAUGGAUGUAAUUGGGUGGUGCGGGUUCAUUGGGUCAGAAGGGCCUCUUACCAUGCUGUAUCUCAAAAUAAAAAAGAACCAGAGGCAAAAAAAAUUUGUAUAAGAAUAAAUUAUUUUAAAUCAUCCAGUAAUUAUUUAUAUUCAUAUACAGUGUAUCACAAACACAAGUGGAGCUUGAGGAUGGAAAUAAGUAGUUUGGAGGUAGUAGUGUGCUUUGAAUAGAUCUGCCUAUAAUGUGAAAAGGAAAAAUAAUACAUGAAAUCUGAAAUGGUAAAUGCUGGAGGCAUUUUUCAGGUUGGGCAGCAUCUACGGAGAGAGAAAAAUAUGUUAACAUUUAUGGUCAAAAACCUUUCAUCAAGUAAGCAUCAAUGAAAGGAUAUGAAUGAAACAUUAACCUUGUUUCUCCCUGCACAGAUGCUGCCUGAUCUGGUAAGUAUUCUAGGCAUUUUGUGCUUUUUUUUUCCUGCUGGCAAUGUGCUUGUAUUCAACACAAGUCUUAUUUUAUAAUGUUUAUUUUUGUAAAUGCCUAACCAUAUAGUGCAGGAGCAAGAGCUUGGGUUUUGAAAACUCAUUGUUAAUAGUGGUGAAAAUGUGUAUUUGAGGAGCUGUCAUACUGCCAAGGCCAAGAUGGUCAUUAUCUUGAUUUUUUUUCUUUUAAAACAAGAUUAAACAGGAAAAUUAAAUGGAUUAGUUAAUUUUGGCUUUGAAUAUUUUUAUAUCGGCUUUAAGGUAUGGAUGUGGCUGCCAUAUAUUUAUACUGUAGGUAUUAUUUGUCAGUGAUCAGGUCAAAUAAAAUUCUGUAUAUGAUUUGCUUGGUUUGUAUUUAUAAUGUAUUUAGCUACUUGUUGAAAGUGUGUUUUCAUACUUGAUUUCAAGAAAACCUUUAUAGCUAUGUAUUAUUGCAUUCUUAAAUGUAAAGUCAUUUUGAGCAUAAUUAACAUUCAAUGAUUUUUUCUUUUUGGAUAUGGUUAAAAGGGUAAUCUUCUAAACUGUUCAAACUUGGGCAACAAAAUACUUUGAAAUUACUAGUAAACUUAAGUAGAGAAAUGACGAUCAUUAAAUCUUAAAAAUUGGACAAUUAAUCAUAUCGCAGAUAUAUUCUGCUUCCUAAAUUUAACAUCUGGUUCUUUCAACUUGUAUACCAAUAUUUGACAAUGCUUAUAUAAAAUAAAGGAACAUGGCAGUAAAAGCAUUGUAAUGUAAGAUGAAAUAGAUUGCAAUUUUCAGUUGAUUUCCAGUUGUAUUUGCAAAACUAGGCAAGACUACUAAAUGCAUGCAUCUUUUCAUUUGUGUACUACAUUUAAUAUUGCUGAUUCCAUCCCAUUUACUAAUGUUUGAUAUAUCAAAAUUUCAUGUAAUGCAGUAUUUUAAAUUCCCAUUACUGAGCACUGGGUAAACAAAUAUUUUUCAUUAUCUUUUAUAUAUCCAUAGUGUGUGUGUACGUAAUCUUUUUUGUAUUUAAAAACAAAAAUAAAACAUCUCAAUUAUCAA
This is a messenger RNA of Mobula hypostoma (lesser devil ray), 8181 nucleotides long. Its product is annotated as interleukin-6 receptor subunit beta-like. Bases 627 to 3389 code for a protein of 920 amino acids. Lineage: Eukaryota; Metazoa; Chordata; Chondrichthyes; Myliobatiformes; Myliobatidae. Gene Ontology annotation, cellular component: signaling receptor complex; membrane; external side of plasma membrane. The transcript has 16 exons. Gene Ontology annotation, biological process: cytokine-mediated signaling pathway. Gene Ontology annotation, molecular function: cytokine binding; cytokine receptor activity. The record is from RefSeq and is a predicted model, not a curated record.